Xyrauchen texanus (razorback sucker) is the source of this 2724-nucleotide messenger RNA. It is a transcript of the gene fpr1, whose product is annotated as formyl peptide receptor 1. The transcript has 2 exons. Gene Ontology annotation, biological process: positive regulation of cytosolic calcium ion concentration; phospholipase C-activating G protein-coupled receptor signaling pathway; inflammatory response. Gene Ontology annotation, cellular component: plasma membrane. NCBI's taxonomy places the organism in Eukaryota, Metazoa, Chordata, Actinopteri, Cypriniformes, Catostomidae. The record is from RefSeq and is a predicted model, not a curated record. Gene Ontology annotation, molecular function: G protein-coupled receptor activity; complement receptor activity. Bases 52 to 1329 code for a protein of 425 amino acids.
UUAAAUCAACGAGCAGUAACAACAGUACAUUGAAGGGGCAAGAGGAGGGUGAUGGUGCGACGUCACUCUCUAACAGAGAUAGAGUUUCUCGAAGAGAAAGAGAUUAUUGACGUUUUGGCCCCGAGAGUCACAAGAGCGAGCAAAUUCCUCUGUGAUUUUGUGGACGUUAUUGUUAUCAGGCAACUUCGGCACAGAUUUAAAGGUACAAUGAUGGAUCCAGUCAACUUUACAGAGAGUCCUCCCAAUCGCAACACAUCUGAGUUUGAAUAUUAUGACUACUAUGAGGAGAAUAUGGAGAUUGGGAAAUCUCUUAACAUCAUGUCACUCAUAGUCUACAGUCUGGCUUUUGUACUUGGAGUGGUUGGCAAUGGCAUUGUGAUAUGGGUAACUGGGUUAAAAAUGAAAAGAACAGUCAACACUGUUUGGUUCCUGAACCUUGCUGUUGCAGACUUCCUCUUCACUGCCUUCCUCCCUCUCAGUGUGGCUUAUACAGCUAUGGGCUUCCACUGGCCUUUUGGCCAGUUAAUGUGUAAAUUCAACAGCACGCUUAGUUUCCUCAACAUGUUUGCAAGUGUGUACAUCCUGGUCGUGAUCAGCGUUGACCGCUGCGUGUCUGUGGUGCAUCCCAUCUGGGCACAGAAUCAUCGGAAUGUAAGUCGUGCAUCAGUGGUGAGCUUGGGAGUUUGGUUAUUUGCCCUGGCUUUGAGCUCUCCCUACUUUGUCUUUAAGGACACUGGGCGAGACCACAACAAUGAAAACAUAAUUAACUGCUUCAAUAACUUUGCCUUCUCAGAUGACUAUAAAACACCAGAGGUGGUGGCACUCCGUACGUUACGCCACCGUGCCAUGAUCAUUACCCGUUUCCUCCUUGGCUUUGUUGUGCCUUUUGUAAUCAUUGUCUCCUGCUAUGCGGUUAUCAUCCAUCGUCUCCAGAGAAACCGUUCGAUGUCUGGCCGAACUGGACGUCCUUUCAAGAUCAUUGCUGCUGUGAUCACUGCCUUCUUCUUGUGUUGGGCUCCAUACCAUAUCCUAGUCCUUAUUGAGAUGGUAAACCACAUGGCAACUAAAUACAGCUCCACCCUAGAGUAUGUCAACAUUGUUGGAAUUCCCAUUGCAACCAGUUUGGCCUUCCUAAACAGCUGCCUAAACCCUUUGUUGUAUGUUUUCAUGGGACAAGACUUUAAAGAUAAAGUGCGAAAGUCAAUCCUGAAGGUCUUGGAAACAGCUUUCGCAGAGGAGGUUUCACGCACAAAUACCUGUACAAAUUCAAUGCACAUUGUUCAGAACAAAGAGCAAGGAAGUAAAUCCUUCUCUGAUGCUGAAGUAUAACAAACAGACAUGAGGCACUAUGUGUGAGGGAGGUAUUUGCAGAGACUGCUCAUUCAACUUGACAUAUGUAUUUAAUGUAAUCAUAACAAAAAUGUAGACAAAUUAACUGGAAGAAAUUGAAUCAAAAGAAAAGUUUGUCCAAAGCUUUAAAUUAAAACACUGCCUUGCAGUUAUUGGGAAUUGCCUAACUAUUUUAAGUGCACGUGUGUGUGUGUGUGUGUGUGUGUGUGUGUGUGUGUGUGUGUGUGUGUGUGUGUGUGUGAGCGUGUAUUUAUCACUUUGUGGGGACCAAAUGUCCCCAUAAGGAUAGUAAAACCCGAAAUUUUUGACCUUGUGGGGACAUUUUGUCGGUCCCCAUGAGGAAAACAGCUUAUAAAUCAUACUAAAUUAUGUUUUUUGAAAAUGUAAAAAUGCAGAAAGUUUUCUGUGAGGGUUAGGUUUAGGGGUAGGGUUAGGUUUAGGGGAUAGAAUAUAAAGUUUGUACAGUAUAAAAACCAUUAUGUCUAUGGAAAGUCCCCAUAAAACAUGGAAACACAACAUGUGUGUGUGUGUGUGUGUGUGUGUGUGUGUGUGUGUGUGUGUGUGUGUGUGUGUGUGUGUGUGUGUGUGUGUGUGUGUGUGUGUGUGUGUGUGUGUGUGUGUGUGUGAGCGUGUAUUUAUCACUUUGUGGGGACCAAAUGUCCCCAUAAGGAUAGUAAAACCCGAAAUGUUUGACCUUGUGGGGGACAUUUUGUCGGUCCCCAUGAGGAAAACAGCUAUACUAAAUUAUGUUUUUUGAAAAUGUAAAAAUGCAGAAAGCUUUCUGUGAGGGUUAGGUUUAGGGGUAGGGUUAGGUUUAGGGGAUAGCAUAUAAAAUUUGUACAGUAUAAAACCAUUAUGUCUAUGGAAAGUCCCCAUAAAACAUGGAAACCAAACAUGAGUGUGUGUGUGUGUGUGUGUGUGUGUGUGUGUGUGUGUGUGUGUGUGUGUGUGUGUGUGUGAGCGUGUAUUUAUCACUUUGUGGGGACCAAAUGUCUCCAUAAGGAUAGUAAAACCCGAAAUUUUUGACCUUGUGGGGACAUUUUGUCGGUCCCCAUGAGGAAAACAGCUUAUAAAUCAUACUAAAUUAUGUUUUUUGAAAAUGUAAAAAUGCAGAAUGUUUUCUGUGAGGGUUAGGUUUAGGGGUAGGGUUAGGUUUAGGGGAUAGAAUAUAAAGUUUGUACAGUAUAAAAACCAUUAUGUCUAUGGAAAGUCCCCAUAAAACAUGGAAACACAACAAGAGUGUGUGUGUGUGUGUGUGUGUGUGUGUGUGUGUGUGUGUGUGUGUGUGUGUGUGUGUGUGUGUGUGCGUGUAUUUAUCACUUUGUGGGGACCAAAUGUCCCCAUAAGGAUAGUAAAACCCGAAAUUUUUGACCU